Molecule: messenger RNA, 996 nt
Organism: Triticum turgidum subsp. durum (durum wheat)
Lineage: Eukaryota; Viridiplantae; Streptophyta; Magnoliopsida; Poales; Poaceae
Source: the annotation of a GenBank genome assembly
AUGGGCUCCGGGACGGGGAAGGUGGUGUGCGUCACCGGCGGCUCGGGCUACAUCGCCUCCUGGCUCGUCAAGUUCCUCCUCCAGCGCGGCUACACCGUCCGCGCCACCGUCAGGGACACCGCCGACCCCAAGAAAACAUUGCACCUGCAGGCCCUGGAUGGAGCCAAGGACAGGCUGCACUUGUUCAAAGCAAGCUUGUUGGAAGAAGGCUCUUUCGAUGCUGCCGUUGCCGGCUGCGAUUGUGUCUUCCACACGGCUUCUCCCUUUUAUCACAAUGUCAAGGAUCCCAAGGCUGAGUUACUUGACCCAGCUGUCGAUGGAACGCUCAAUGUUCUCCGUUCCUGCAAGAAAGCCUCUAUCAAGAGAGUGAUCGUAACCUCAUCCAUGGCUGCUGUUGCCUACAAUGGGAAGCCAAGGACUCCUGAUGUAGUGGUUGACGAGACAUGGUUUUCAAGUGCAGAAGUCUGCGAAAAGAAUAAUCAGCAAUGGUAUGUGCUAUCCAAGACCCUUGCCGAGGAGGCUGCAUGGAAGUACGCAAAUGAUAAUGGAUUAGAAAUAAUUACAAUAAACCCAACAAUGGUCAUCGGUCCCCUGUUGCAGCCUACACUGAAUACUAGCACAGAAGCAAUAUUGAAGUUUAUAAAUGGAUUAUCUUCUACAUACGCCAAUUUCUGCUUUGGAUGGAUAAACGUUAAAGAUGUUGCCCUGGCACAUAUCCUUGCAUAUGAAGUUCCUUCAGCAAACGGAAGAUAUUGUAUGGUUGAAAGAGUCAUUCACCACUCGGACCUUGUCAAGAUCAUUCACGAGAUGUAUCCUGAAUUUCCAGUGCCAGACAAGUGUGCAGAUGAUGCGCCGUUUGCCCCAAUCUACCAGGUAUCAAAGGACAAGAUAAGAAGUCUGGGCAUGGAGCUGACACCCCUGGAGACGAGCCUCAAGGAGACUAUCGAGAGCUUGAAAGAGAAAGGAUUUGUCACUUCUGAGUCGAGCCAUCUGUGA